Ochotona princeps (American pika) is the source of this 1213-nucleotide messenger RNA. RefSeq names its product ribosome production factor 1 homolog (gene RPF1). Gene Ontology annotation, biological process: maturation of LSU-rRNA; maturation of 5.8S rRNA. Gene Ontology annotation, molecular function: rRNA primary transcript binding. Gene Ontology annotation, cellular component: preribosome, large subunit precursor; nucleolus. The coding region runs from base 33 to 1082 and encodes 349 amino acids. The transcript is spliced from 9 exons. The record is from RefSeq and is a predicted model, not a curated record. Lineage: Eukaryota; Metazoa; Chordata; Mammalia; Lagomorpha; Ochotonidae.
CGCUUCCGCACCGGCGCAGAAGUGCAACCACAAUGGCGAAAGCUGCGGAGAGGCCCGGCAGCGCGGGGAAGAAAAACCUGAAAAGGAAGGCUCCUACGGAAGAGCCGGGGGAGACUACGGCCGCCGGGGAUGGGGCGACGGAAAGCGGGGGCCAGCCCCCGAAGGCGGCGGCGUUCCCCGCAAGUUUCAGCAUUUCCGAGAUUAAGAACAAGCAGCGGCGGCACUUGAUGUUCACGCGGUGGAAGCAGCAGCAGCGCAAGGAGAAGUUGGCAGCCAAGAAAAAACUUAAGAAACAGAGAGAGGCUCUUGGUGAUAAGGCUCCGCCAAAACCUGUGCCCAAGACCAUUGAGAACCAACGUGUGCAUGAUGAAACCGUAGUGGACCCUAAUGAUGAAGAGGUUGCUUAUGAUGAAGCUACAGAUGAAUUUGCCUCUUACUUCAACAGACAAACUUCUCCCAAGAUUCUCAUCACAACGUCAGACAGACCUCAUGGGAGAACGGUAAAACUUUGUGAACAACUCUCCACAGUAAUACCAAACUCACAUGUUUAUUACAGAAGAGGACUGGCCCUGAAAAAAAUUAUUCCACAGUGCAUCUCAAGAGAUUUUACAGAUCUGAUUGUCAUUAAUGAAGAUCGUAAAACACCAAAUGGACUUAUUUUGAGUCACUUACCAAAUGGUCCAACUGCUCAUUUUAAAGUGAGCAGUGUUCGUCUUCGCAAAGAAAUUAAGAGAAGAGGCAAGGACCCCACAGAACACAAACCUGAAAUAAUCUUGAAUAAUUUUACAACACGGCUUGGUCAUUCUAUUGGACGCAUGUUUGCUUCUCUCUUUCCCCAUAAUCCUCAGUUUAUUGGAAGGCAGGUUGCUACAUUCCAUAAUCAACGAGAUUAUAUCUUCUUCAGAUUUCACAGGUACAUAUUCAAAAGUGAAAAGAAAGUAGGAAUUCAGGAACUUGGACCACGUUUUACCUUAAAAUUAAGAUCUCUUCAGAAAGGAACCUUUGAUUCUAAAUAUGGAGAAUAUGAAUGGGUACAUAAGCCCCGGGAAAUGGAUACAAGUAGAAGAAAAUUUCACUUAUAAAGUAUUGAAGGGAUAACAUUGGAUUUUGUUGAACAGGCCUGUCUUGAACUUGGUAAAUUAUUUUUGAUGGAACACUGCUUUUCAAAAUGGUAUUUACUGAUUUCAUAAACUUCAUGUCUGGACAAAAAUGA